Alternaria novae-zelandiae is the source of this 3018-nucleotide messenger RNA. RefSeq lists its product as uncharacterized. The record is from RefSeq and is a predicted model, not a curated record. Lineage: Eukaryota; Fungi; Ascomycota; Dothideomycetes; Pleosporales; Pleosporaceae. The coding region runs from base 1 to 3018 and encodes 1005 amino acids. Gene Ontology annotation, biological process: phosphatidylinositol dephosphorylation. The transcript has a single exon. Gene Ontology annotation, molecular function: phosphatidylinositol-4,5-bisphosphate 5-phosphatase activity.
AUGGCGCCCGACGCCUCUUCCGUGCGCUCCACUGAGCGCCUCGAUGCCACCAUCCCCGGCGCAUUCGAUCCGCGCACGCCGAGCAUAGCUUCCAUCACCACCCACCAGACAUCGCUCUCGCAGGCGUUAUACGAGCGCCGCGCCGAGUACACGCGACCGCGCAACGUGCGCAUCAAAGUCGGCACCUGGAACACGGGCGCGCAAAAAGGCACCGAGCAGGAUGUCGGCAAGUGGUUCGUCCAGGGUAAGGGCAUUGAAGAGUCGCUCGCUGGACUCGGCGUGUCCGACCCUGGAGAGCACGGCAAGGGCAGCAGAGAGAGCAUCCCCGCCCAGGAAGCACGGCAUAGCACAUCAGAGCCUACUGUCCCCCACCGCGAAUCAGGAGAGGUCCCAGGCAGAGAAGAGGUCGAUAUCUACGUACUAGGCCUCCAGGAAAUUGUCGACAUCACUUCUGCCGCAGAGGCUCUGAGACCCUUCACCGACCCCUCCACGGCGAACAAAUGGAAAGCCUCGCUGGAAGCUGUGCUGCCCAAGGGCUAUCAGCUGGUAUCAGAGCAGCAGCUCAUUGGUCUGUGGCUUGUCAUCUAUGCCUCCCCAGCUGUCCUACCGCAGAUCAAGAAUGUUAGUACCACAAGUGUCGGCACUGGCUUGAUGGGAUACAUGGGCAACAAGGGCGGUGUCACGACCCGCAUCGUUCUGGGAGAGACAACUCGGCUCGUCUUCAUAAAUUCCCAUCUGGCGGCUGGAGCGGACAAGUCAUCUUUGGAGAGAAGAAAUUGGGACGCUGCCCAGAUCAACUCCCGAACACGCUUCGAUCCUGUAAUAGAUUCCCUAGGCUCUUCGCAGAACACCGGUGAAGGUUUAGGUGACGAGGACUUUGCCUUUUGGUUUGGCGACCUGAACUAUCGUCUCCAUGGGAUGCCAGGCGACGACGUGCGCCGCCUACUCACCAUACAUACAAAAGACUUGGACAAAGAAGAAAAUGCUGGUCGUACUUCGACAUCGGACGACUCCGGGUAUGGCUCCAAGCAAUCAUCUGAAGAAGCGCGCGAUGCCGUUCCUAUGCCGCCAGAACUCGAUCCAGCCUCACUACAAACCACCAUCUCAUCCCUACUACCGCACGAUGAGUUGCACCAAAUGAUGAAGAGCGACAAGGCUUUUCAUGAUGGGUGGGAAGAAGGCCCUAUUCGGUUCUUGCCGUCCUACAAGUACGACGUCGGCAAAGUUGGCGUCUUCGACUCAAGUGAGAAGCGUCGCUGUCCUAGUUGGUGCGAUCGCAUCCUCUACCGGACGCGAGCAUCUAAACAGGAGUACGAUACCCGAGUCAGGGAACAAGAGGCGGCACGUAAGCAUGCUGAAGAGAUGGAGGGGAUCGACCUGCCAGGCGACUACGAUGUCAACAGUGUCAAGAAUGUCUUGUACGCGUACGACGAAGACAACGAUGGUGACGACGACUACGAUGAGAAUGAAGACCCUGAGCCUGAGCCGAUCAAGACUAAAGACGAUCUUCAGGCUGAGAUACUGCUCGAGUAUUACACCACCCACAUGCGUGUUCUCAGCUCCGACCACAAACCCUUGGACGCUGUCUUCAAACUACAAUACGACGCCGUGAUCCCUGAGCUGAAGACCGCCAUUCAUGCCGAAGUCGCUCGUGAGAUAGACCGUCAGGAGAAUGAAGGCCGCCCGUCGAUUGCAGUAGUGGUAGAACGUGCAACCGGCUCUCCAUCUGACGGGCGAGACAAAACAGACAGCACCUUCGAAGGUGUCGACUUCGGUGACGUCAAAUUCGCAAAAUCUACAAGACGUAACAUCACCAUCGCAAACACUGGCCGUGUACCAGCCACCUUCGGAUUCGCUGAUCGUCCGGUGGACAAAGACCAGCCUGCCGGUCCGUUCCCGCCGUGGCUCUCUGUCACCUUUGACAAAGCUCAAGACAAGCUUGAUAAACCAAGUCCAGACGACAUCCAUCAAUACUUCACGCUCGCGCCCGCCGAAGUACUCAACGUCGAACUGAAACUCAAGAUUGAGAGCACAAGUUCAGUUCGCGACCUCAACGAAGGGGACGCCGUGCUUGACGAAAUCCUCGUCCUUCGCGUUGAAAACGGACGUGACCACUUCCUCCCAAUACGCGCCCACUGGCAACCAUCGGCACUUGCACGGUCAAUUGACAAGCUGAUCAAGAUUCCCGAAGGCGGUAUCAGAAAGCUGCAAAACCAGAUACCAGCCCGUGGCGAGGUAAAAUGGAGCGUGCCUAGGGAAGUAUUUCGGCUGACCGAGGCGAUAGAAGACCUGACGGAGCGAACCCUGGCCGAAUGGGACAUGACCAAGAGCGAAGGGGAAAGGGCGCCUUGGCAGGACAACGCAGGGUGGCCUUUUGUUGAAGUUCGAAGUACUGAUGGACAUGACCGAGAGGACGAGCUUGCAGGGAUUUAUGAGGCGCUGGACUGCGAUACCCCAUUCGUCGACGCAUUUUACCCGGAGACUCGCAGCACCGAGCGAGUCGAAAUGUUAGCUGAAGCCCUCAUCACUUUCCUAUCCAGCCUCACAGACGGCGUGAUCACCAAGAGUCUGUGGGAAAAGUUAGAAGAAGCGUUAGCCCGUCAGGAGAAGGCCUCGAAAAGUGCAUCUUCCCCGUUCUUCACAUCUGACGAUGAGAAGAUGACCAUCUUGGAGAUACUAGCAACGGCGCCCAACCACAACGCUACUUUCCUCCUCAUCCUCUCUUUCCUCCAAAACAUCGCGAACCAGAUUACUGAGGUUUCGAAACCGCGCCCGGAAGACAGCAACAAGAGAGCAAGCAUGGAUAUGAGCCUUCCGUCCAGUCCGCAAGCCAAGGUCAGAAGGAAGACGUUGAGUCGGGUGCCUGAACAGGCUAUCCGCCAGCUUAUCGUGAGGAACUACGCUGUCGUCUUUGCAGAUUGUUUAGUCAAGUGGAAGGAUGGUGGUAGAGAGAAGGAAAGGGCAGCUAGGAAAGAGAAGAUGGUUGGAGUGCUUGAGUUGUUUUUGAAGCAGGACUGA